GUUCAACCUCUCGUCACCAAGGUUUGUCCCCUCACGAGACAUGGAAAACGGCGGCCACUGCCGCUCUUCCACCGCAUUCGAUGCCGAUAUCUUGUUUGCUUGCGGCGGAGCCCCUGCCAUUGGUGGUGUGCUGCCCCCCGCAGCACAUUGUAUCAUUCUGCAGAAACCCUCGCCAUCCCAUACGUACUCUGCCUGGCUGGGCGCAGCUCUCUAUCUGCGCAUCGAGCAGCACAGGAACGAGGGGCGCGCUGCCUGCCUCUCUCUGUCUCCAGGUCCUAGCCCACCCCGACAGCGUCCCUUCUCUUCGGCGGGCUCUUCUGCCGGCGUGCAACACCAAAGCUCUUUAUCCCAACCAUCGCCAGCCUUUGCACAACUCCAGCCUGCCUCGUCGUCGACCAUGUCAGGCGGCCCAAGCUCGCUGCUAGACCCGCCUAGCGCUGCCUCGACGGCGAAUUGCGGGCUUUGGUGGGCGCCGAUCCCCGUUUAGGGCUCGAGACCCUUGCGCGCCCAGCAUGGCAUGAGCAUGGGUCCAGUCGUGCCAAACUGCCCGCCAUCACGAGAGCGGCCUCCGUCUGGUCUAGCUGACGCCUGCGGAC
Molecule: messenger RNA, 596 nt
Organism: Paraphaeosphaeria sporulosa
Lineage: Eukaryota; Fungi; Ascomycota; Dothideomycetes; Pleosporales; Didymosphaeriaceae
Exons: 1
Coding region: 41-487 (148 amino acids)
Source: RefSeq, a predicted model, not a curated record